AUGGCGUUUUGGGUGGUUGGCGGGGAGGCAAGCCCAUUGUCCCAGUGCAACGGCCACGCCUUCAGUCCCGAUCUCUACGUUGUGGGUGGCAAAAGGAGGAUUGGUCAUACUGAUGAGGAUGCUUUUUACGACGACUAUCCCUACGCACACGACGAGACGCCUCCGCACAAGAGAACCCGGAUAUCGCAUCUUGCCCCAGGCGCACACCGCAAUUGCUCACCGAGGGGUUCGGUGCCUGUCCAGAACCUGUCUUUUCUGGUCAUUCGAGAGCAAGCGUCGCCGUCACCCGACCCAGCCGACGCCGAUGUCAGCUCAUCGCAAAUGGAGCGAACCGCCUCCGGCCUCUCCAUUUCCUCAGACACAAACAUUUACAGCGCCCAAAACGACGAUGAUCUGACGCUUCUGGACGACGACGCCGCGGCGAGACUGGUUGAAGAUCGACUGCACCUAGGCCGGCGACGUACGAAGGACACCCAGCAUGAGAGAAUCCUGCGGUCCCUCAUCCGCCCACGAUCCCGGGAUGCCGAAUUUUCCAUUGACAACGCUGCUUUGGAGAGCAUUUUCUCUGCCGCCAAUGAAAUCUUCUUCCACAACAGCUUGUCGCAACGCGUCACAUGGGACUGGUCUCAUGCAUCUAGCGCUCAGUAUAAGGAUCACAUCAUCGGCACUACGGCUCUUCGACGUUCUAAAAUGGGAGGCUUUGAGACUCUCAUCGUUCUAUCUAACCCAAUCCUCAAGAACAAACAGUACAACCGGCGGCUGCUCAUUUCUACGUUUUUGCACGAGCUCAUCCACAGCUAUCUCUUUAUCAAAUGCGGUGUCAAAGCUCGCGAAUGCGGAGGCCACACGGCGGGUUUUCGAAGGAUCGCCGAGCUCAUAGAUCUCUGGGCAGGCUCAGACAACUUGCACCUCCGAGAUAUGGAAGCCGACCUGGACCACUUUCGGGAAGAUCAAGAUUACUUCCCAGCUGACGACAUGAAUUCCAUGAACACAACAUUCAGGGCCGUGUUUCCCGAGGUCCAUGGACACCUUAGCCCUCACCAUCAUACACACUACGAACACCAAUAUCACGAGCGAUCUCGAUAUCAAUCCCAAGAACGAUGGGACUAUUGCAUCAACGACCACCGCGAAUACUUCCCGGCCAGUCGGGGCAGCAGUCCCACCUCCCCAAUUCCUACGACAACUGAGGAGGACUCGGAAGAUGUGGAUCCUUUGGAGGAAGGCGAGAUACGCGAGCGACGUGGCCGACGCUUAUGCCCAGAUGACUACGUGCCCAGCAGGCGCCUAUUUCAUAUGACGGGCGAUGGGCCUGUCCCGACGACCGGAGAGGGAUCGUUGUAA
Colletotrichum graminicola M1.001 is the source of this 1341-nucleotide messenger RNA. RefSeq lists its product as uncharacterized. The transcript is spliced from 2 exons. The record is from RefSeq and is a predicted model, not a curated record. NCBI's taxonomy places the organism in Eukaryota, Fungi, Ascomycota, Sordariomycetes, Glomerellales, Glomerellaceae. The coding region runs from base 1 to 1341 and encodes 446 amino acids.